Oxyura jamaicensis (ruddy duck) is the source of this 774-nucleotide messenger RNA. Its product is annotated as chromodomain-helicase-DNA-binding protein 3-like. The record is from RefSeq and is a predicted model, not a curated record. Lineage: Eukaryota; Metazoa; Chordata; Aves; Anseriformes; Anatidae. Gene Ontology annotation, biological process: negative regulation of transcription by RNA polymerase II; chromatin remodeling. Gene Ontology annotation, molecular function: ATP binding; histone binding; DNA binding. The transcript is spliced from 4 exons. Gene Ontology annotation, cellular component: chromatin; nucleus; NuRD complex. Bases 190 to 774 code for a protein of 194 amino acids.
GGGUGCCUGCUGCCCCCCAUUGGUGCCCGGUGCCCCCCCCGGGUGCCCGCUGUCCCCCCGGGAGCCCGGUGUCCCCCGGGAGCCCGGUGUGACGGCGUGCCGCGCAGCGUGGACCGGAAGGGGCAGUACCACUACCUGGUGAAGUGGCGCGACCUGCCCUACGACCAGGCCACCUGGGAGGAGGACGAGAUGCCCAUCCCCGACUACGACCUCCACAAGCUGGCCUACUGGAAGCACCGGGAGGUGUUCAUGGGGGAGGACCCGGCGCAGCCCCGGCGCUACAAGAAGAAGAAGAAGGAGACGCCGGGGGAGGGCCCCCCCGACUCCCCCACCAACGACCCGACGGUGAAGUACGAGUCGCAGCCGCGCUUCAUCUCGGCCACCGGCGGCACGCUGCACCUCUACCAGCUGGAGGGCCUCAACUGGCUGCGCUUCUCCUGGGCGCAGAGCACCGACACCAUCCUGGCCGACGAGAUGGGGCUGGGCAAGACCAUCCAGACCAUCGUCUUCCUCUACUCGCUCUACAAGGAGGGCCACACCAAGGGCCCGUUCCUCGUCAGCGCCCCGCUCUCCACCAUCAUCAACUGGGAGCGCGAGUUCCAGAUGUGGGCGCCCGCCUUCUACGUCGUCACCUACACCGGGGACAAGGACAGCCGCGCCAUCAUCCGCGAGAACGAGUUCUCCUUCGACGACAACGCCAUGAAGGGCGGCAAGAAGGCCUUCAAGAUGAAGGUGAGGGGCAGGGGGGGCACGGGGGACGGGUCCUCGGGGUGA